CUAUUAGGUGAAACAUCCUUGAUUUAAUUUUACGUUGACAUUUUUCCAAAUUUUAUAUGAGUUUGUCAAACGUGUUGAAAACGAAAAAAUUUUUUUGUUUACAUUUACGAUUGCUAGAAAACUGCGAUUUUUGGUGCAUGGGAAUUUAAAAACGAUUGCUCUCCCGGUCGAAUAGUUUUAAAAAUCUAUAAAAAAUUACGAAAUUGCUUCGCCGGCAUUUUUAAUAUAUAUGAAUAAUCGAAGAACUCAUGUUUAAUAAAGUUUUAGUUUCGUUUAUGUUGAAAACAAGGCAUUUAAAUUUUUACCGUUUUACCUAAGUUACUCACCACAUUUUAAAUUAAUAAAGUCUUGGCAAUUAUCUGAAAUCGGCAUACCACCACUGACAGUCGUGUGAUCACGAAAACCUAUCGAAAACGUAUCGGAUUGUAAAAAAGUGUAAGAGGAAGACAACGCGCAAUUAUAGUAAAUAAAAGUACAAUUUUAAACGUAAAUAUGAGCGAUUGUGAUUUUAAGGAGCUUCGUGCUAAGCUCGAUGUAAUGGGCUUCAACCAGACGUUACCAGUGCUAGCAAUUCCGCUGGUUGGAGCCAUCUUUGGCGAUCUAAUAAAAACAACGGAAUGCCUCCGUGAUACAAAGAAGCAAGUUGUUGAGUUAUUAGAAGAAAAAGCGUGCUGGGAGUUGGGAGUUGAGCCCUAUAAAUGUGACAAUUCGCGUUUACUGGCCGAGUGUAAUGAGCUGCACCUGAAAACUCUUCAGGAACGAGAAGGCUAUGAGCUUCGGCUUUGUGAGGCGGAACGCCGAAUACGCAAUCUGCAGACUGACAGUGAGCAUUUGCAGAACCAUAAUGUCCAACUCCAAGCUCAACUGGAUACGUUUUUAUCAAAGCAACUAAUCAAUGCAACAUCUGCCAAAAAAACGUUCACUGCGUUAACGAAGACUAAAAAACCUUUUAUUACUACCGUACGCUCUGGAGAAGUGCUGCCCCCUUCAUACACUCCUUCAUUGAAAUGCACAAAGUGUAAUGUUGGAGUGAUUCAAAAGACUACAACUGCAAGUAAGGAUGGCGAGACCGUCACAUCAGAAGAGAUUGACAAACUACAAAAUGAACUCAAGACUGCUGGCGAGCAGCUGGAAUUUUAUAAACGGAAAGUGGAAUCGCGGAACCGUGAGAUUAGAAGAUUAAACGAUAUGCUCUCAGGUGGCCGACCUCCCGCAGCCUUAGCAAAGGAAUGCUGCUACACGGAAGUGGCCGCUCUCUCACAAGAUGUUGAGCUGCUACAGCGAGAAAAAAGCGACUUGGCGACGCAGGUUACCGAGUAUCAAGACAAGAUGCACGAUGCCAUGCAGCGGGCGUUGCGUCUAGAGGAAGAAAAACAAAGAUUGCAAACGCAUCUGUACGAGCUAAAGGAAGCUGCUUUACAAGUGGAGCAACAAGCCAAUUCUGAAAUAGAUUCGAAAGAAUCGGAGCUGCGACAACUUCAAAUUGAGGUAAAGCAAUUGCACCAGCGCAUCGAUCAGAGCUCCAAGGGACGCCAGACUGCCGGAUGUGAGAAAUCUGCACUCCAUGAUGACAAACGUGUGCUUAACGAAAGAAUCAAUGUGCUGACUUGCCGUGAAGAGGAGUUACAAAUAAUGAAUGAAAAGCUUAAAAAGAAGCUGCUCAAAAUGGAUACUAAAAUGUCAGCGGUGCAAAAAGCGUUGCAAGAACAAGUGCAACAAAGAAGUGUUACACUGGAUGAGGAAAAAAUUCGACUUAAGUCCGAGCGCGACUUCUUCCAAAAGGAGUAUCUACGUCUCAUGAGCAAAGCCGGUUCGGAUUCCGAGAUAGCAUUUCUACACGCCCAAAUCAAAUCAAAGGAUGAUGAGUUACAUGUUUUGCGGUCGGAGUUAUGCAUGAUGUCCACAACAAAGCUCCAGCAGUCGCCCCGAAAGAGUGACAACUUAUCGCCACCCACCGUUAGCAGUACGUAUAGCUCUGCUAAUCGUAGUGACUGUGUCCAGGCUGCCAUUGCUCGGAUUGAGCGCGAACGCGAUUGUGCACGUGUUGAGCUCGAACGUAUGCGUUGUGAGCGGGACACACUGCGGGAAAAACAAAUAAGCAGUUUGCAACUGCACGCUGAGGAAUUGCAAACGCUGCGCAUGCGCAAUACGGACUUGCAGGAUCGUAUACGCCAACUAGAGCGCGAUUACCGUGAGUUGAAUUCAGCCCGCGUUCCCACUGAAACACACAAUGCUCUCUUGAAGGAAGAUGUAUCUGAGUUGAAACAACGUUUAUCGGUGCUGCAAACCGAUAUAGAGAACUUGAGAACUGAGAAUGGACAAUUAACAUUGAUUAACGAACAAUAUGAACGCCUUAUAGCCGAUUAUCAAAGUAAGCUUAUAGUAGCGGAGCGUCAGGUACAUAAGGCUGAUGUUCGUGCCAGCACACUGGAUUCCAGUCGCGAAACGAAUCGCAAUGAGGUUAAUCAAUUGCGUACUGAACUCGGGUCACUUCGGCAGACUUAUAUUGCCUUGGAGCAUGAAAAGGAUUCACUAGUGAAUCAAUUGGAUAAAAAAACUACGAGGCUUUUUAAAUUGGAAUAUGAGAUCAAAGACUGUGAAGAUAAACGAAAGGCACUCGAGCAAACGGUUAAAGAACUGGAGUUACAAGUUAACAACCUGACCACAAGAACACGACAACGAGAAUCGGAGUUGAAUAGCACGUCAGCCGAAGGCAAGACAUUGCGGCAGCAAAUUGCGGCACUACAACUCAGCCGCGAUGAAGCAAUUGCGGAAAACGGACGUCUCACGGACAAAUUGAGCAAUGCGCAAGGAGAAUCGAAUACGCUGCAAAAUAAGCUCAAGGACUCGGAACAACAGGUGGCUAACAUGAAACAGAAGCUGCACAAGUAUGUCCAAGAGGUGAAAAGGGCCGAAGAUUUGCUUAUGGAAAAGGUAUACUUUGUCUUAAAGGAAAAGGAGCGUGAGGAAUUGCUAGACUGCUAUCGCAAUUUGACACACGACCAAGUCGUUUUGGAAGGCAACAAUCAAAGCCUGGAGGUUGAGGCGAGUGAGUUCAAGCAGCAAAUUUGCGAACUACAGUGUGAAGUGCUUUCGCUCAAGGAUCAGCUCCAUUGCCGCCAGUGCAAAAUUGACGAGCUCGAGAUGCAGUUGACAGCUGCUCGUGCCUCUAUGAGGUGCUUGGAAAGGGAGCUGGAGAACGCGCGUGAGCAGAAAAUAGAGCUGGAUGUGCGAAAGGAGCUUUGUGAAAAAUUGGAUGUAGAAAAAGAGAGGCUAAACGCUGAGCUAAACGAACUAAAUGAAAUUCGCAAAAAGCUGGAAAAAGAAUGCAAACAAUUACGUGCCGAAUCACAGCAAAAGUCUGCAUUAAAUGAGAUCACCACUGAGACUACGGAGCAACUGUUGGAGCGCAUCCGCGGCGAACAGCAGCGCCAAGAUAACGCAGAGCUAACCGCGAAGCGCGAAAUGGAGCGACUGCGGCAACUACAUGAAAAGACAUUGACGGAGCUCCAAGAAGAGCGGGAGCGUUGUAAUGAGCAGGAACGUCUUGCCAAUGAGUACGAGCAGCAGGCUCGGGAAUUACGCAGAAAUUUAGCAGAGGAUCGCUUUUGCCAGGCGCGCACAAGGGAAGUCAGCCCAAGGGUCCAACAACAAACACUGUAAAAUUGUUGAAGUGAAUAUGAUGUAUUCCGAAACAUGUUUCGUUUUUUA
This is a messenger RNA of Drosophila hydei, 3711 nucleotides long. It is a transcript of the gene Cep135, whose product is annotated as centrosomal protein of 135 kDa. The transcript has 13 exons. NCBI's taxonomy places the organism in Eukaryota, Metazoa, Arthropoda, Insecta, Diptera, Drosophilidae. The record is from RefSeq and is a predicted model, not a curated record. The coding region runs from base 493 to 3663 and encodes 1056 amino acids.